Molecule: messenger RNA, 3684 nt
Organism: Morone saxatilis (striped sea-bass)
Lineage: Eukaryota; Metazoa; Chordata; Actinopteri; Moronidae
Gene: slc9a7
Product: solute carrier family 9 member 7
Exons: 17
Coding region: 400-2553 (717 amino acids)
Biological process (GO): sodium ion transport; regulation of pH; proton transmembrane transport
Cellular component (GO): recycling endosome; membrane
Molecular function (GO): sodium:proton antiporter activity
Source: RefSeq, a predicted model, not a curated record
UUAACCAGAGCGGAUAUUUGCUUCUACUCUCCAUGUAACAGGCUGACUUUCAACAUCCAAGCCGAGGCCAUGUGAAUUUCCUGUUUUGAUGAAGCACCGAACUGCGUGUUCAUCACAAUCCCAGCACAGUGACUCAGUACAGCUUGGAAUCAGCCGACUUUGAGGCUGCCUGCGGGCCACGGUGUGAUCUGGUCUCCUCCACAAGGGCAGCGCAGUCUCACUCCGGAGCGGCUUCGUCGCCCUUUUUCUCAUCGCGCAGUGUACCUUUAAAAGGUUGAACUCGCCGGUCUACGAACACUGGAUUGUUUUCCCACUCGGCUCAGCUGUGCGUAGCUUCCAGCAGUGACAUGGCAUAGAGGCGGUGUGCGGUGAGCAGCAGCAGCAGCAGCAUCCUGCACCAUGGACGCUCUCCGACGGCCGAAGCGGAGCGCAGUGUUCGCGGCGCUGGACACGAUGCUGCCUGUGUGGAUAUUACUGACCGCGGUGUCGGGACUGAAGGCGGAGGACGACGGUAUGGAAGAACUUACCACCGAGAAGGAGGCUGAGGAAAGUCACCGACAGGACAGUGUUAAUUUGCUGACAUUCAUUUUACUGCUGACCUUAACGAUUCUCACCAUAUGGCUCUUCAAGCACAGACGGGUCCGCUUCCUUCACGAAACCGGACUGGCAAUGAUUUACGGUUUGCUGGUUGGUGUGAUUCUGCGGUACGGCAUCCCUGCCACCAGCUACCACAACAAGACACCCCCGAGCUGCUCGCUGAAGGAAGGACCUGUCAGCACCCUGCUGCUUAAUGUCAGUGGCAAGUUCUUUGAGUACACCCUAAAAGGGGAGAUCAACUCCAGAGAGAUUCACAAUGUGGAGCAGAACGAUAUGCUGCGCAAGGUGACAUUUGACCCUGAAGUAUUCUUCAACAUAUUGCUGCCUCCAAUUAUUUUCCAUGCUGGGUACAGUCUAAAGAAGAGACACUUCUUCAGGAACCUGGGCUCCAUCAUAACCUAUGCGUUUCUUGGCACUGCCAUCUCAUGCUUUGUCAUUGGAAAUCUGAUGUACGGUGUCGUCAAACUGAUGCAAGUGGUCGGACAGCUGACUGACAAGUUCUACUACACUGACUGCCUUUUCUUUGGUGCCGUUAUCUCUGCCACAGACCCAGUGACAGUGCUGGCCAUCUUUAAUGAGCUCCAUGCAGACGGGGAUCUCUACGCUCUGCUGUUCGGGGAAAGUGUUAUGAAUGACGCAGUGGCCAUUGUGCUUUCAUCGUCUAUUGUGGCCUACCAGCCCAGUGGAGCAAACACACACAUGUUUGAUGCCUCUGCCUUUUUCAAGUCAGUGGGGGUUUUCCUGGGUAUUUUCAGCGGUUCCUUUGUGAUGGGUGCAGCCACAGGAGUCGUCACCGCUCUCGUCACCAAGUUCACCAAGUUGCACUGUUUCCCGCUGCUGGAGACGGCCCUAUUCUUCCUCAUGUCCUGGAGCACCUUCCUGCUUGCCGAAGCCUGCGGGUUCACAGGCGUCGUGGCCGUGCUGUUCUGUGGCAUCACGCAGGCUCACUACACCUACAACAACCUCUCUGAAGAGUCCACAAAACGCACCAAGCAGCUCUUUGAGGUACUUCACUUCCUGGCGGAGAAUUUCAUCUUCUCCUACAUGGGUUUGGCUCUGUUCACCUUCCAGAAUCACAUUUUCAGCCCUAUUUUCAUCAUCGGGGCUUUUAUUGCCAUAUUCAUUGGAAGAGCUUUCAACAUUUACCCGCUGUCCUUCCUUCUCAACCUCGGCAGAAGGCACAAGAUCAAGGGAAACUUCCAGCAUAUGAUGAUGUUUGCAGGUCUGCGUGGGGCAAUGGCGUUCGCCUUGGCCAUCCGGGACACAGCCACCUACGCCCGCCAGAUGAUGUUCACCACCACGCUGCUCAUUGUCUUCUUUACUGUCUGGGUGUUUGGGGGUGGGACGACACCCAUGCUGUCCUGGCUACACAUCAGCUUUGGGGACAGCAAAGCGUUGCAGGAAGAGCGACAUCAACAUGGACAGUGGGCAUAUUUCAGGGUUGGUGUGGAUCCAGAUCAAGACCUGCAGCCCUGUGGAGACAGCUUCCAGGUCUUACAGGGGGAUGGACCUCAGGCUGAAGGACAAAGUAAAACCAAACAGGAGAGUGCGUGGCUCUUCAGACUGUGGUACACCUUUGAUCACAAUUACCUUAAGCCCAUUCUGACACACAGUGGCCCACCUCUCACCUCCACUCUGCCCGCCUACUGUGGACCACUGGCGAGCUGUCUGACCAGCCCCCAGGCAUACGAGAACCACGAGCAGCUGAGGGACCACGACUCUGACCUCCUCCACAGCGACGGCGACCUGACCUUCAUGUUCGGUGACACUGCCAUCACAGCCAAUGGGGCGUCCGGCGGUGGGGGGGAUGCAGCCGGAGGGUCGGGUUGGAGUGCGAAUGGCAAAAGGAGCGGCAGCACCUCAGAGGAGGCGCUGGAGCGUGAGCUGGACUCCCGCGAGCAGGAGCUGCUGAGUCGCGGCACGCGGCUGGUUUUCCCCAUCGAGGAUCACGUCUGACCCUCCCCUUCCUUUUGCCUACACUGUCAAACCGCCCUGACCUGACCCCCAAGACCACCUCACCCUCAACUCUCUCCACAUCCCGCGGGCAGAGUGUCCAGUCCUUCAGAGAGUGGAGACGUGGUAGUAGACAAGAGGGGAGGGUUCAGAGUGACUCUGAGCUCCCUCCCGGCCCGGGAGCAAAGCUCAAGGAGCAUUUCAUCCUCAUUACAGAGCUGGAGUUUAUUCUUUAAGAGAUUAACUUCCCUUGCUCUUAUACUGUGAUUCAGUUUUACUGAUUGUUUCCUUUGCAUAAAGUGGAGGGAAACCUUUUAUGCAGGAUAUGAGGUCAAAAAAAUCCUCAUGUGAGAUUCAGUCUGCACUUUUGAACAUGUGACCCUGUGUAUGUUCAGCUGGAUUGGAAAAGAAGUAGAAAAAUUGCCUUGCAGCCCUCUCUGGCAUCAUGUGAUCUGACCUGUUUGUCUUCACAUCACACCAGUGACCACUUAGAAAAUGUGAGAAGUGGCUUUUUUGGAAGCACACCCCAUCCAGAUGCUGAAUUAAGGCCACACACUCACCUACACUUUCAAUAGUUUAUAAAGAAAAAGUGUUCUCUGGUUAAGUGUGUACCAUCUGAAGCUGUAAUAGACCAGUGUUUGGUAUGAGUGUGAGGAUGUCCUUUGUUUCACACAAAAGCAUCUGUGUGGGGGAGACUGUGACAUGUGAGGAGCACAGAGAGGGACAGUGAAUGAGUUGCCCUCUCAGCCACCACAGAGUGUCAUGGGUGAAGUGAAAGGGGUGAAGAAUGUGAGCAUGUAAAUAGCUACAAGGCUGAGCUUUGUUCCACUUUAGUGGGGCUGCUUCUAUCAGCGCAUUACAUCCUGUGACCGUUACAAAUAGUACCUGUGUAUCUUGUCUUUGAGCUGGUCUGGAUCCUUCUCACAGUACUGGGCUGGUUUUCACAACAAUAACAUGAUUAAGGGACAAAAGUGUCUUAAUGCAAAUUAUAUUGUUUCUUAUGAGAUAAUGCUAAUUUCCCAAAACUUUAAAAACUGGCAUAAGAUGUACACUCGAACAUGGUUAAUAAACAAUACAACACUACAAAAUAAAGGGCAAGCCUUUAUUAUAAUUUGGAAUACUUUUCAAAAACUC